AUGAGGGCCGAAAUCCAAGCUCUGCUAGCUAAUCACUCAUGGACUCUUGUUCCCCGUCCUCUUGGUUUUAAUAUUGUUGGCUGCAGGUGGAUUUUUCGUAUCAAACGUCACCCCGAUGGUUCUAUUGAACAGUUUAAAGCCCGAUUGGUGGCUAAGGGGUUUUCUCAACGUCCGGGCAUAGACUUUCAUGAUACUUACAGCCCGGUUCUAAAGCCCGCCACCAUUCGCACUGUCUUUUCCAUUGCUCUAUCUCAUCACUGGUGGAUUUUGCAGUUCGACGUCAACAAUGCCUUUCUCCAAGGCUCUUUGCAAGAGACAGUUUAUAUGACCCAGGCCCCCGGCUUCCGUGAUCCGGAGCAUCCAGAUCAUGUUUGUUGUUUGUCUCGGCCUAUCUAUGGCCUUCGACAGGCAUCUCGUUCUUGGUAUCUCGCGCUCUCCGGGUUUCUUCAAGAAGAAGGAUUUGUCAAGUCAAAAUCAGAUGCCUCCUUGUUCAUUUAUCACAAGGGCACCGUCACACUAUAUAUUCUGGUUUACGUCGACGAUCUUCUACUUACUGGCAAUGAUGCGCCUGCUCUCGCGCAUUUCCUGGCUCGUUUGGCUGCACAUUUUUCCCUCAAGACCCUUGGGCCUGUCCACUAUUUUCUUGGUAUUGAAGUUGUACCGACAUCUAACGGGUACCUCCUCUCUCAACAAAAGUAUGUGACUGACGUCCUUACCCGGUUUGGCAUGGCUGACUCGCAUCCCGCCCCAACUCCUCUGUCCUCCACCGCCAAGCUCUUGCUUGUUGAUGGCUCACCUCCUGCCGAUGUGACCCUAUAUAAACAGGUUGUUGGUUCAUUGCAGUAUCUCCUCUGCACCCACCCAGAUAUCGCCUUCGCCGUCAACAAGCUCUCUCAAUUCAUGCACACUCCUAUGCAGCUGCAUUGGCAACAUGUUAAGCUUCUGUUUCGCUACUUAAAAGGCACCUCCCAUCUCGGUCUCCGCCUUGCCUCGACACCCCAAUGA
Molecule: messenger RNA, 1005 nt
Organism: Linum trigynum
Lineage: Eukaryota; Viridiplantae; Streptophyta; Magnoliopsida; Malpighiales; Linaceae
Source: the annotation of a GenBank genome assembly